Molecule: messenger RNA, 1926 nt
Organism: Closterium sp. Naga37s-1
Lineage: Eukaryota; Viridiplantae; Streptophyta; Zygnematophyceae; Desmidiales; Closteriaceae
Source: the annotation of a GenBank genome assembly
AUGGCAGCCAUUGCAUCGUCCUCCGCUCUGCGCGUUCCCGCUGCUCUGUCCGCCAAGACCCAGCAGCGCAAUGGCAGCAGCUUCGUCUCCGGUCAGCCCCUCCGGUUCGCCUCCUCGGCUAUCUCCCGCCUCACCAUGUCUGCUGAGGCUCCCGCUGGAUUCACCCCCCCAGAGCUGAAGGGCGACGUUCCGUCCCCGAUCUUCGGCGGCAGCACUGGUGGCCUGCUCAGGAAGGCCCAGGAUGAGGAGUUUUACGUGAUCACGUGGGAGUCGAAGAAGGAGCAGGUGUUCGAGAUGCCUACUGGUGGCGCUGCUACCAUGAGAGCCGGUGAGAACUCGCUGAAACUGGCCAGAAAGGAGCAAUGCCUGGCCCUUGGUACGCAACUGAGGACCAAGUUCAAGAUUAACUACCAGUUCUACAGGGUGUUCCCCAGCGGCGAGGUGCAGUACCUGCACCCUAAGGAUGGCUGUUGGAGGGGUGUUGCUGCUUCUGCGUCUUCUCCUGCUGCUUCCGCGAGCAGCAUGGGCACAGGGGGACCGGCGGUGUCGGAGGCAGUCAUUGUGGGUGGAGGUUUGGCCGGCCUCGCAACUGCUAUUGGCCUCCGUAACAUUGGGAUUGACGCGCAGGUAUACGAGGCACGGGACGAGGUGCAAGGGAAGGGAACCUUCAUCGUCCUCUUCCCGAACGGGCUCAGGGCGCUCAGCAGAAUCGACCCUGCGAUUGUGCCCCAGUUGAUAUCCCGCGGAGUACCGAACCCCACCGUUCUGAGCCGCUCUCCAACUGGCGAUCCCGUUAUCCAGUGGGACCUUGCGUCCAACAUGACCACACGCUUCGGCUUCCCCAUGCUGGGUAUUCGCUGGCAAGAGGUGCUUGACGUGUUGCGUGGGAUGCUGCCAAACGAUGCCGUCCACCACGGGCACAGGCUUGUGGGAUUUACACAAGGAGAGGAGGAGGGGGGAGGGGGGAGUGAUGGGAGCGGCACAGGCACGAGUAAUGGCGAGGUGAAAUGCGUCUUCCGGAGGGUUAUCGGCGGUGAAGAGCGGUUGCUGGAGGUGGAGACCCCACUGCUGCUGGGGGCAGAUGGCAUUCACUCGGAGGCACGAAAGCAGCUGCUGGGGCGGAGUGGGAAUGGCGGUGCAGCAGGUGAGGGAGUGAGUCCGCGGGACAACGGUAGAACCUCCUGGAGGGCCAUCAUCGACAGUAGCCUCUGCCCCCACCCUCUACUGCAGCCACGCCAGAUACUUACUACACUCGGUGUCAACCGCACUGCAAACUUUGCCGAUGCCGCAGCAGGCAAGCUCUGCUGGGCGCUCACGCUCGUUGAUUCCGCCGAUCCGACGGUCAGCAGCGAGCGGUCCAGCGGGGGGGAGGAGGCGAGGGAGAAGAUUCUGCGGGCGUUUGAGGGGUGGGAUGUGGUGACGCAGCUGGUGCUCGCCACUCCCCCCGACCUCAUUCUCGAGCGCCAUGUGCUCGACCUGCCGCCCCUGCCCUUCUGGGUCCAUGGCCACACUGCUCUCCUUGGAGAUGCGGCGCAUGCAGUGACGCCAGCGCUGGGGCAGGGCGCCAAUCUGGCGUUUGAGGAUGCGGCUCAGCUGGUGGAGUGCCUCCGGGCACACUCGCAUGUCAGUGACGCUCUUCGCUCCUUCCAAUUCAUCCGCAUGCCACGAGUGCACGCGGUGGCAUCACGGAACAUCGCGCACACAAAGGAGCUGUAUGACGAGAAGAAAGAGAAGAAAGCAGCAGGGGAUGGGCGAGGAGUGAGCAGCAGUGAUGGAAGUGAGGGAAAUGCAGUGCCAAAAAUUGAAGAGGUUCAAGCUGCAUCGGCUGCAGUGGCAGUACGAGAGGGGCGCGAUCCUGACGAGGACCUAUUUGGUUAUGACGUGGUUUGGAAGGAGCAUCUUCGUGGUGCGAGUGUUGUGCACUAA